CACUGUGUUCCCCCGUGUGUUCCAGUAUUAUCGCUAAUCGUUUAAACAUGACUGCUAUGCGAACUUUAUGUUACAAUUCUUUCACCUCCGUCCACACCAAUUCCGUCAACUGACGUAAAAUCCAAAGGUGUGACAGAAAUGCAAUCAAUCUUCUCUACUCAUUUCAUUUGAUUUGAUUUCAUUUCAGCAAUUAGCAAAUGUUUUGGUCUUCUCCACGGCCCUCACAGUUUGAUUUGAUUCAGAAUGGCAACAAGUGAGAAUGGUCAGACGAUCGACAGCGAUCUUCCCUCAUGGCUGGACAAGGUAACGUUGAACAAAGCGAUUGAACAGCAAAUUGGAGAGUUCAAAAAACUUACAAAAUUCACCAUAGAAAAUGACACAAAACAGGGUGAAAAUUACUCCUCGCUCAUUAUUCGCAUUAAGGCCGAUGCGGAAAUGGAAGAUGGCACCACAAAAUCCGCAACAUUCUUCCUAAAAGCCCAUCAUGUCAAUGAAAUGAUGUCCAGCAUUUUGGAGAGACUACGCCUAUUCCCCAAAGAAGAAGAGUUGUAUCACAAAAUACUACCCAAAUUUGAAAAGUUAUAUGCCGAGGCUGGUAAAACGGUGCAAUUUGCUCCCAAAGCCUACACUUUUGAUCGUGAUCAUGGCAUGGAAUAUGUCCUGUUGGAGGAUUUGCAAGCGAAACAAUUUAAAAAUGCCAAUCGCCUAGAGGGUCUCGAUAUGGAUCACAUGAAAGAGGUUCUCAAGAAAAUUGCCGAAUUCCAUGCUGCCUCGGCAUGUUAUGUCGAACAUUAUGGGACGUUUGGAGAAGAUUUCACUGUGGGAAUUUUCAAUACCAAAAAUAAGGAUUUGUUAAAGGAGUUCAAUGCUUCGGGAGCAUUUUUGAAUCAAUUGAAGAAAUGGAAAAAUUGCCAGCAAUAUUAUGAGAAGUUGAUGAACUCCGAUGAAUAUCUGGUUGAUCGCCUGCUGGAAGAUCAACGUGUAGACAAUCGCCAAUUUAAUGUCCUAAAUCAUGGCGAUUUGUGGACCAACAAUAUCAUGUUCCAAUACGAUGCCUUUGGCAAAAUCAAACAAACUCUCUUCGUGGAUUUCCAAGUUGCCAAAUAUGGUUCACCCGCCAAUGAUCUGUUCUAUGUUAUCCUCUCUUCGGCCAAGAAAGACAUUAAAACCGCUCAAUUCGAUUAUAUGGUUCGAUUCUAUUAUGAUAAUUUAGUGGAGAAUUUGAAAUUGCUGCAAUAUCAUCGUCCCCUGCCCAAACUGACAGCAAUUCAUGCAGCUCUGCUAAGGAAUGGUCUGGCGGCUUAUAUGGUCGCUUCAAAAGUGUUGCCCAUUGUCAUGUUGGAGAAAACCAGUGAUGCCAAAUUGGAAAAUUAUCUAAUUGAUGAAUCGAAAUUGAAGGCUGAUAUGUACGGAAAUCAUAAAUACUGCCAGGCAAUGAUGGAACUUUUGCCGUGGCUAGAUAAUCGCGGUUUGCUGGACUGGAAGUGAAAAUUGCGAUGAUUUUUUUCAAAGAGAUUCGCUAUUUGUUAUUGUUGUUUGUGUUUAUUAUAAACUUUGUAUGUAUUUUACAAAUACCUUAAACGAAUAAAUAUGUUGAAAACUCGGUGGGGCCAAACUACAACAAGA
Messenger RNA from Musca domestica (house fly), 1626 nucleotides. RefSeq lists its product as uncharacterized. The transcript is spliced from 5 exons. The coding region runs from base 244 to 1488 and encodes 414 amino acids. The record is from RefSeq and is a predicted model, not a curated record. Lineage: Eukaryota; Metazoa; Arthropoda; Insecta; Diptera; Muscidae.